CGGAAGUGGAGCUGCCGCCACCGCCGCCGCCGAUUCCGGAGCCGCGGGAGCUGCUGCUGCCGCCGCCCCUGUAGCCGCCGCCGCCGCCUGAGGAGUGGGCCUGGGAAGGAAGCGGUCACCGCCCUCGGAGCUCCUCUCGCCAGGUCUUCGCCCCUUGCAGUCCUCCCACGGGAAUGACCAUGGAUAAAAGUGAGCUGGUACAGAAAGCCAAACUCGCCGAGCAGGCCGAGCGCUAUGAUGACAUGGCUGCUGCCAUGAAGGCAGUCACGGAACAGGGGCACGAGCUCUCCAACGAAGAGAGAAAUCUGCUCUCCGUGGCCUACAAGAAUGUGGUGGGUGCCCGCCGUUCUUCCUGGCGUGUCAUCUCCAGCAUCGAACAGAAAACGGAGAGGAACGAGAAGAAGCAGCAGAUGGGCAGGGAGUACCGCGAGAAGAUAGAGGCGGAACUGCAGGAUAUCUGCAAUGAUGUUCUGGAGCUGUUGGACAAAUAUCUUAUUCCCAAUGCUACACAACCAGAAAGUAAGGUGUUCUACUUGAAAAUGAAAGGAGAUUACUUUAGAUAUCUUUCUGAGGUGGCAUCUGGAGACAAUAAACAAACCACUGUGUCGAACUCCCAGCAGGCUUACCAGGAAGCGUUUGAAAUUAGUAAGAAAGAAAUGCAGCCCACACACCCGAUUCGACUCGGCCUGGCACUCAAUUUCUCGGUCUUUUACUAUGAGAUUCUAAACUCUCCUGAAAAGGCUUGCAGCCUGGCGAAAACGGCAUUUGAUGAAGCGAUUGCUGAAUUGGAUACACUGAAUGAAGAGUCUUACAAAGACAGCACCCUGAUCAUGCAGUUGCUUAGGGACAAUCUCACUCUGUGGACGUCGGAAAACCAGGGAGAUGAAGGAGAUGCUGGGGAAGGAGAGAACUAAUAUCUUUCGUGCUUCGUGAUCUGUUCAGUGUCACUCUGUACCCUCCACAUAUAUCCCUUUGUGCGAUAAAAAAAAAAAAAAAAAAAGAAUCGUACAUCGACUUUCGAUUUUUCACAGCCUCAGCCUAGCAAAAAUGGUCCAUGGGAUAAACAGCUGGUAUUUGUAUCUAAAACUCAGAUUGGUCACAUAAAUGCCACGGCAUUCUGAAGUUUUGAUUUUGAUUAACAUUGACAGGAUUAUGUGUGUUUAAUUUUUUUAAACUGAACACUGUGAUUAUGGGGUUUUGUAACUUAGCAGAACUCUUACUGGUAGAAAAAAUAGACCUGAAUUAUGUAUAACUUUUUGGAAGUUUAAUCUGAUAUCACAAUAGUCACUGAAAUACAGUUCCAUUGUAAAGUUGUACAGAAAGUUAUAGAGAUUAUAUUGUGACGCUGGGACUUGCAGUGAGACAGCUGUCAUUUGGCAUUCGAGUUUCAUGGUAAAUCACGGUAAUUCUGCCUGUUGUUCACGGCUUAUAGACCCUUGACCAGUUGGGGCUGUUACCACUCAAAAGUCCCUGGCCGCACAUGUCCACAGUGUCUUCCUCUGAGGAAACUCGAAGCCUGAAAUUGAAAUUCUUUGUGGCGGAUAACUGGGUUAUGACACCAUGAAAAGGUCCAGUGCUCAUCCAACACACGUGACUAAAGCCCCUCUCCUACAGCAAUAUGUUAAUGAUUUGCAGCUUGUGCUUCAGUAGUGGCAUCUGUUUUCCUUGUCCCACGAGCUAAAGAAGAAAAAAAGCCACGUAUCUUAGGAAUGGCCUUACUGUCCUGGAUAAUACCUUUAACAAUAAUGUUCCGCAGAGAUUGCCUUUCACUUGAGGAGUGCUCAGUCUUUGGGUUCUUCUUAGCUCGGGGCUUUUAAAUUUUGAAAUCUAAACCUUUCCCACUGUCCUUUUUGACUGUUGACUUUGGUUUUCUCUUCCCUGUUUAAAUUUCUGUCCUCCUCCUUCCUUGCAUUUUUCUUCUUGAAUGCUGUCUUUAUUUGUCUUUCGUUCACUGUUUAAUCCGAUAUGGGCAGGGAUAGGGGGCCUGGGGGGUGAGGAAGUUGGAGAGCACUGUGGUGAGCAGCCUCACUUCCCAGAGUCGAGUAGAGCUUCCAGCACCACAGCUCGGUCUUCCUCCCGUUCUCAGCACAGUUGUUGCUCUUCGGUCAUACCAAGAUCUGGAUCAAAAACGUGUUUUUAAAUAUCCAUGACUUCUCCCUCUAUCGCAGCCAGCCCCGACAAUGCUUGUCAGUACCUGUCGCCCGAUCUCCCAAGUGUCCUCAUCCAGCCAAGUUUGCAGCCAUGUUUAAACAAGACUGUAACGCAGGGAAGGUGCGUGAGCACUGCAAUGGGAGAGUCAGGAAUCGCCAGGCCUACCAGUCUCACAGUACCCCCCCCUCCCUUUAACAUUCCACGUAGCUCUAGUGUCCAUCUGUUUGUCCAUCUGCUGAAAUGAGAAAAGAAACAUUCAUGCACUGAUUUAAAACAAACCAAAAAAAGAGAAAAAAACAAAAAAAAUCCCUCUCUCCUUUCUAGCUGAACAAAAACGUGCAGUUAAUAUUUGGCGCUUGAAAAUGCAGUAGUGACUGUGGAACGAGCCUGUGUGUAUAUCUGGUAGCUCUCUCUUGCUUCGUUUCUCCUUACCAGUAUUCUGCCUCACGUUAGCUUCUGUGAUGGUUAUAUUGCCUAGCAAGCACACCCGUGGUUGUGAAAAUAGUAUAGCAAAAAAGAAAAAUCCCCAGUUAUUGAUGUACUAGAUUUGUGUAUGUCUUUUAAACAGUUCUAGGUUCCACCUUACAUGGAAUAAUCAGGAAAAGUGUAAAAAUUCAAAAGUGAAAUAAAAAAUUUUAUCAGUUA
Equus quagga is the source of this 2796-nucleotide messenger RNA. RefSeq names its product tyrosine 3-monooxygenase/tryptophan 5-monooxygenase activation protein beta (gene YWHAB). The transcript has 6 exons. Bases 174 to 914 code for a protein of 246 amino acids. NCBI's taxonomy places the organism in Eukaryota, Metazoa, Chordata, Mammalia, Perissodactyla, Equidae. Gene Ontology annotation, biological process: signal transduction. The record is from RefSeq and is a predicted model, not a curated record. Gene Ontology annotation, cellular component: cytoplasm.